Messenger RNA from Orycteropus afer afer, 567 nucleotides. RefSeq names its product mitochondrial ribosomal protein L32 (gene MRPL32). Bases 1 to 567 code for a protein of 188 amino acids. The transcript is spliced from 3 exons. Gene Ontology annotation, molecular function: structural constituent of ribosome. NCBI's taxonomy places the organism in Eukaryota, Metazoa, Chordata, Mammalia, Tubulidentata, Orycteropodidae. Gene Ontology annotation, cellular component: mitochondrial large ribosomal subunit. Gene Ontology annotation, biological process: translation. The record is from RefSeq and is a predicted model, not a curated record.
AUGGCGUUGGGCGUGCUGGUGCUGCUCUUUCCGCCGAGGCCGGCAUCCCGGGGACUUCUCCGAAACUGUUGGGAGCAACUGCGUCAGAAACUUCUGCAGACCCGACCAGGCUUUCCCAGUUCUCCUUGGGAACCAGCAUUAGCAAUCCAGGGUUCAGAUGCAUUUGCAGGACCAGCAAAUGAUACCAGUGGAAAUAAAGAGGUUUCCAGCCUUUUGGAUAGUAUCUAUUGGAUGGCAGCUCCCAAAAACAGACGCAGUAUUGAAGUUAACCGCUGUAGGAGAAGAAAUCCUCAUAAGCUUAUUAAAGUUAAGCAUAAUAUAGACAUUUGUCCUGAAUGUGGUCACCUGAAACAGAAACACAUCCUUUGUGGAUUUUGCUAUGAGAAGGUGUGCAAAGAGACUGCGGAAAUCAGAAGACAGAUAGGAAAAGCAGAAGGGGGUCCUUUUAAGGCUCCUAUUGUAGAGACAAUGGUUUUGUACAGGGGGGAGAAACCAUCUGAACAGGAUCAAGGCAAGAGGAUCAUUGAACGAGACAGGAAACGACCAUCCUGGUUCACCCAGAAUUGA